This is a messenger RNA of Capronia epimyces CBS 606.96, 555 nucleotides long. RefSeq lists its product as uncharacterized. The record is from RefSeq and is a predicted model, not a curated record. Gene Ontology annotation, biological process: protein folding in endoplasmic reticulum. Gene Ontology annotation, cellular component: EMC complex. The transcript is spliced from 3 exons. Bases 1 to 555 code for a protein of 184 amino acids. Lineage: Eukaryota; Fungi; Ascomycota; Eurotiomycetes; Chaetothyriales; Herpotrichiellaceae.
AUGGUUGCUCCACAGCCCAAAUGGGUUCUUGAAUUGAACAGCGGCCUCCCUGCAAAAUCGAAACAUGCAACUAGCAUACCCGAUCCUCCCGGCCUUUCAGCUUCCAAACCCAUGACAGGGAAACAGGCCAAGAAAUCACAAGCUGCCGGAAGGAAAAUACCAACCACAGAAGAGACCGAGACGUUGAAACUAAAGAAGGCAUGGGAGGUUGCCCUUGCACCUGCGAAGCAACUACCAAUGCAGGCUAUCAUGGGAUACAUGUCUGGAAAUUCACUCCAAAUUUUCUCCAUCAUGAUGGUCUUCAUGCUUUUCAAGAAUCCCAUCCAAGCCAUUUCGCAAACAAACCUAGCCUUUUCCAGAUUCGAGAGCCCGGGGACCCGUUCACAAAUGCUGGGGAUCAAGGCGGUCUAUGUGCUAAUGCAAUGCCUCCUCCUCGGCCUGGGUAUCUACAAGGUGAACAGUAUGGGCUUAUUACCCACCACAAGAAGUGACUGGUUGGCUUGGGAAACUGAAAGGCAACCUCUAGAGAGAGCAUAUUUUGCAUUCGGUCAAUGA